Molecule: messenger RNA, 1767 nt
Organism: Athalia rosae (coleseed sawfly)
Lineage: Eukaryota; Metazoa; Arthropoda; Insecta; Hymenoptera; Athaliidae
Gene: shf
Product: protein shifted
Exons: 7
Coding region: 514-1530 (338 amino acids)
Biological process (GO): anatomical structure development
Cellular component (GO): cell surface; extracellular region
Molecular function (GO): signaling receptor binding
Source: RefSeq, a predicted model, not a curated record
UAUAAUAUUGCAGCACUCCGAUGCACCAGCAAGAAUCUCUUGGCACAAGAGUCAGACGGGCACCCCAGCGACCUGCCCAGACGGCCAGACGGUUUGAGAGAGAGAGAAUAAGGGGAAAGGAAGAAAAACAGACUGUGUUCAGAGGAAAAGAGAAGAGAAGAGAAGUGAAGAGAGGAGAGGAUCGAGAGACUACGAAAAGAACGUGUAUAGGAGAAGAGGCGUCCGGUUAUUCGUUAGUAUAGCAGAGGCGGGCAACGCGAGUGGUUCGAUCGGAGAUAAAGACAGGCGUUGUUAGUUCCGUGACUCCUGUCCUCCCGCAGGCUGUGGGCCUGGACCAAAUAGCCUGUUCGCGUUAACAUAAACAACACUCGUAUUUUGACUAUUCGGAUUGUGGAGACUUACAGCAAAAUUCAUAUCCACAGUACACAGGACCACUAACUACAACUAUACAUACUCAUAAAAAAAAGGAUCAAUUUCUGCAUCCGGCACCGCGUGCAGGACGAGCCGAACGUGAUGCAGCGGGCCGUAGCCCUGGCAGCAGUAGCUGCCCUGGCAUCGGCACUACGUUUGCCUCUCGGGGGUCGGGUCGACGCGCGAAGGGCCCGUCACCGGCCGGACGGCGACAUAUCUCUGUGGAUCGAUCAACAACAGGUGAAAAUGUUCAGUGGCAUGGAAAUGGAGAUAUAUGCGAUUACGGAAGGGACGGUGUUGUCGUACCUCCUUGACCCGGAGUUUGAAAGUAAAUUGCCGAUAAUACCGAGUGAGGUAUCGUACGUGAACUUUACAUGGAAAUCUGGGGUGAAAAGGUAUUACUACAACUUUUAUCGGCUCAAGUCAUUCGAUGAGUCCAUACUCAAAACACCCUCCAUCACUAUAAAACAGCGGGGAAGAGUCCCCAAGAGACCCAAGGAAUUUAGCAUUCUCCUGCCAUGUUCGGGAAAUAGUUCGGGUGUAGCUCAGUUCAAAAUUGGGUUGAUAAUCGAGACGCGGAAGGGCCUUCCUUUGAAUGGAACCCCUUUACGUUUCAGCCUACGAAAGGAAUGCGCUGUACGUGAAUCGAAUCCCGGACCGUGUCCAGACGGAUACUUGGGACCACCACACUGCAAAAAAGCGCUGUGCUAUCCGAACUGUAUGAAUGGUGGAAAUUGUACGGCACCAGGAGUUUGCUCUUGUCCCCCAGGGUUCCAAGGACCUUAUUGCGAAGGAGGUAUCUGCUCGGAGAAAUGCUUGAAUGGAGGCAAAUGUGUGCAAAAGGACACCUGUGAGUGUCCAAAGGGAUAUUUUGGCCUACACUGUGAAUUUUCCAAAUGUGUCAUUCCUUGUUUGAACGGGGGAAAGUGCAAAGGAAAUAAUGUGUGCCGUUGCCCGCAAGGAUUCAAAGGUGAUCAUUGUGAAAUUGGAAGGAGAUCCCCACAGAGAUCAGCGUGUAGUCGACCCUGCCGCAAUGGCACGUGUCAACUGGACAAUACCUGCCACUGUGAACCUGGUUGGUUUGGAAAAUUGUGCAACAAAAAUAAACCGUGGGCCUAAGUGAUCUGUUUUUAAUCGCUAAUCUUGCAAUAUAUAUAUAUAUAGAUAUAUUUAUAUAUGUAUGUAUUUUGUGCUGUCCCCACCAGAGAUGUGAUAUGUAAAGCUACUUUACACCAAUAUUAUAAUAAUAACGAUUGUUGUUGUUCUUAUUGCUAUUAUUGUUUUUUUCGUUUGUUAUAAGAUAUAUUAUUAUAGCGAUUGUAUAAAACAAGUAAUAAAGGUUCUUUUUCCUUUUAA